CAACACAACAGCCAUGGCCUAAACUCAAUAAUCAACAACAAAUAUCCAAUCAUCGAUCAACAAUCAACAAUCUUCCCCCCUAACACAUUCACUCACUCACUCUGUCACACUCUCUUGCAACAAAAAGCUCUUCCUCUCACAACAAAUUGCUUUGCAUUUUCUUUGGAAAUUGUUGGAAAAUAAUCAAAAUCAACAACAACAACAACAGUUAUUGAGCAACAUAAAUAAGAGAGGAAAAAUCAAAAAAUAAAAGGCUUUGGGUUUUUUCAAAUGUAUUUUAUGAAUUUUUUUGGGCACGUAAAAAGUAAUUGCAACAAUACACCAACCAAAAACAACAACAAAUCAGGUGUCAAAUGUGAUGUGUGACUAAAACUUAAUCAAACUAACUUACUAACAAACAAACGAGGAACAAACAAAAAACAAAACUGAAGAAACUAAAGUGUAAAAAGUGGGAAAACAAUUUGCGGCAUUUAAAUGCCAGGCCUUAGCCACAGAUUUAUUGGCAUUACCAACACCAAAAACAACAACUGCAACACUUGCAACAACAACAACAACAACAAUUGACAGUCGAAUCUUUGGAGGAAAGCCCACGAAUGCAGCCAACAUUGCCACAAGCCGCUGGGACAGCCGAUAUGGAUCUGACGGCUGUUCAAUCAAUCAACGAUUGGUUUUUCAAAAAGGAGCAAAUUUAUUUAUUGGCACAAUUUUGGCAACAGCGCGCUACCCUUGCCGAGAAGGAAGUGAACACACUCAAGGAGCAACUGUCCACCAGCAAUACGGAUCCCGCCAGCGGCAGCAUCCACAGCGAGAGCGACAACAGCCACAACCACAACACAGGAGCGUCAGCCGCAGGAGCAGCAGAAGGGGAAUCAGGCGCACAGGAGGUCGAGGAUUCGGAUCUGGAAUUGGCCAGCGGAGGCGCUGGAUCGGGAUCUGGCCAUCAGCUGAACAGCUCCAUUGUUGCAGCGGCCAUCACGCUGCAGCAGAACGGCGGCAAUCUGCUGGCCAACACCAACACGCCGUCGCCCUCGCCGCCGUUGCUCAGCGCCGAGCAGCAGCAACAGUUGCAGAGCAGCCUGCAGCAGAACGGUGGUGGUGUCGGCGGCGCCUGCCUCAACCCGAAGCUCUUCUUCAAUCACGCCCAACAAAUGAUGAUGGAGGCGGCGGCAGCUGCCGCAGCAGCAGCAGCAGCGGCGGCGGCGGCUGUCCAACAGCAGCAGCAUCAGCAUUCGCCUCUGCAUUCCCCAGCAGCGGAGGCAGCAGCCGCAGCGUCGGCUGUGGGACCCACAGAUCAUCAAACGGUGGCCACCGAGGCCACUGCCACCACCACCACCCACACAGCCACCACCAACACCACCAGCAGCAGCAGCAACAACACCACCACCAACAGUAGCAGCGGCAGCGGCAGCGGCAGCAGGAGCCGCGGCAGCCACCUCCACAACGAGGAUGAGGAGCAGGACGAGGACGAUGAUGAGGACGAUGAGGAGGAGAACGCCUCCAUGCAGUCGAAUGCAGCGCAUUUGGACGAUGAUGACGAUGACAUGGAGCUGGAGCCCCAUCAGUCCCUGGAGGCCAUCGAAUCUGCGGCAAGAACUGAACCACACCAACAGCAGCAGCAGCAGCAGCAGCAGCAGCGGCAGCAGCAGCGGCAGAGGCAUGCGGCGACUGGCGAUCUGGAGGAGGUGUCUGCUGUGGCGGCUGCUGGCGACUCGGAGCCUGUGGCAGAUGAUGAGGAAGCUAGUUUAAAUGUUAGCAAUAAUCACAAUACCGAUAGCAAUAAUAGUUGUAGUCGAAAGAACAGCAACAGCAACAGCGUCGGCCCGGGUGUGGCAAUGCGUGAUAGCAAUGAUGAUGAUGAUGAUGAUGAUGAUGUGGACGAUCCGCAUGUGGCGGCAUCGGUUCACAGUGCCGAGGAUGAUGACUGCACCAACAACAAUACCAGCAACAACAACAACAACGGCGAGAAGCAGCGCAGGAAGCGCAACAACAACACAAACAGCAACAGCAGCAAUCAGCCCGCUGUGCAAAUUGCUGCCAAAGACAAAGAGAUUAAAGCACUUCUCGAUGAGCUGCAGCGCCUGCGUGCCCUGGAACAGACGCAUCUGGUGCAGAUCCAGCGCUUGGAGGAGCAUCUGGAGGUGAAGCGGCAGCACAUUAUGCGCCUUGAGGCACGCCUCGACAAGCAGCAGAUCAAUGAGGCGCUGGCCGAGGCCACGGCCUUGGCUGCCGCCGUCAAUGCGGCUGCCAGCAACAACAACAACAGCCAGAGCAGCGACAACAACAAGCUGACUGCCACCUCGCCACUAGAGGCAGCAGCUGGAGCUGGAGCUGGAGCAGCAGCAGGCAACGACCUGAAUGCCAGCCAGGCCUCAGUCCAGGCUGAGGACGAUGACGAGGAGGAGGAGGAGGAUGACCACCAUCAGGCCAUGCACGUGGACAACGAUGAGGGAGAAGAGGCCGCCGCCACCACCAGCACCCACCAGCAGCAGGUCGACGAGGAGGACGAUGAUGAGGAGGAUGACGAGACCGAGGAUCAGGAGCAUCAUCAAGCGGCCAUGUCAAACCAAGCCACAGCCAACGCAGACAGCAGCGAGCUGAAAAUCAAAAAGGAACAGCACAGUCCCUUGGAUCUGAAUGUUCUGAGUCCCCAGUCGGCCAUUGCGGCCGCGGCCGCUGCCGCAGCUGCCGCCGCCUGUGCCAACGAUCCCAACAAAUUCCAGGCUCUGCUCAUGGAGCGGACCAAGGCCCUGGCCGCCGAAGCCAUCAAGAAUGGUGCAGCCGGCGGCAGUGACGCUGCCAAUGCGAUCAGCGAAGAGAUGCCGCCGCCAGCAGAAGAGGUCAACGCCUCCUCCGACUCCGACUCCGGCUCCGCAGGAGCAGCACCUGCAGCAGGAGCCGCAGGCGCCGCCGUUGCAUCCCAAAACCCAAAUGAAAGCGAAACGCAUGAAAACGAAACGGAAACGGAUGCUGCUGAGGCAAACGAUGAGCAGGCGGCCAUCACGCGUCCAAAGCAAGAGCUCGAAGACGACAAUGAGAAUGAGAACGAGGAUGACGAUGAUGAUGAGGCGAUCUUGCAGCCGCCCGCCACGCUUGAAGAGCAGCUGGUCAACAGCUACUGGCGACGCGGCUUCGAGAGUGCCAGCCCACUGCCGCCCAAGCCUGCCACAACAGCUGCCACCAUGCCACAGCCGCAGCCAGGGAGCAAAACGCCAACAAUUUAUCAAAAUGUUAAUGCGGGGCAGCAGCCACAGUUGCUGCCGCCACCGCCGCCACCACCGCCAACCUUGCAACAACAACAACAACAACAUUAUCAACAACAACAACAACAACAGCAGCAGCAGCAGCAUGGACCCUCGUCCACAGCGUUGCUCAGUCAAUUGGUUAACUCCACUUUCUCACAUGCCAAUCACUCCUCCUCCUCCUCUCGCCUAGAUGCCGGCUCCCAUCCGCACCACCACCACCAGCAGCAACCACAGUCGCUGCAUCAGCAUCAGCAGCACCACCAGCAGCAGCAGCACCACCACCUCCAGCAACAGUCGCAGCAGCACAACAGCAGCGGCAGCAACAGCAGCAGCUGCAAUUCGGGUCCUGGCAGCACCACCGAUGGCGCCCUCAACCACCAUCACGCGCACGGACAUGGCCACCAUUUGGUGGGCCACAAUCCGCACGGCCUGCCCCACGGGCAUCCGCAUGGACAGCUGCUGCAUCCGGCAGCGGCCCACCACCUGCACCACGCCGACUCCAACUCCUCCAGCGCCAACAGCACACCCAGCAGCACCGCCCAGCUGGCGGCCAGCCUGGCCAGCACCCUCAAUGGCAGCAAGUCCCUGCUGCAGGCAGCCGCUGCCGCCAAUGCCGCUGCCGUGGCAGCCGUCGCCGAGGACAACAACAACGGCCUGACGCCCAAUGCCAAUGCAGCGGCAGCAGCAGCGGCCAUGGCCGCUCACGCCCAGCAUGCGGCGGCCCUGGGACCGGGCUUCCUGCCCAGCCUGCCGGCCUUCCAGUUUGCCGCCGCGGCGGCCGCCAAUCAGGAUGCGCGCGGCCACUAUCGGUUCGCGGACGCGGAGAUGCAACUGCCGCCGGGUGCCUCGAUGGCCGGCCGCCUGGGCGAGUCGCUGAUACCCAAGGGCGAUCCCAUGGAGGCCAAGCUGCAGGAGAUGCUGCGCUACAACAUGGACAAGUACGCCAACCAGGCCCUGGACACGCUGCACAUCUCGCGCCGUGUGCGGGAGCUGCUCUCCGUGCACAACAUCGGACAGCGGCUGUUCGCCAAAUACAUACUCGGCCUGUCGCAGGGCACCGUCUCGGAGCUGCUCAGCAAACCGAAGCCCUGGGACAAGCUGACGGAGAAGGGACGCGACAGCUACCGCAAGAUGCAUGCCUGGGCCUGUGACGAUAACGCCGUCAUGCUGCUCAAGUCGCUGAUACCCAAGAAAGAUUCGGGACUGCCACAGUAUGCGGGACGUGGCUCGAGCGGCGGCGGCGGCGGCGAUGACUCCAUGUCGGAGGAUCGCAUCGCACACAUCCUGAGCGAGGCCUCGUCGCUGAUGAAGAGCACAGCCGCCCAGCAGCAGCGCGAGCAGCAGGAUCAGCACAGCAACGAGGACAGCAAGUCGCCGCCACAGAGCUGCACAUCGCCGUUCUUCAAGGUGGAGCAGCAGCUGAAGCAGCAGCAGCAGCAGCAUCGCGACCAGCAGCACAUGGCCUCCGAGCAGCGGGACGCCGUGGUGGCCGCCGCCCAGCAGCAGCACCAGCAGCACCAGCAGCAGCGGGAGCAGCGCGAACGGGAGCGCGAGCAGCAGCAGCGACUCCGCCACGAGGAUCUGGCCCAGGACAAGAUGGCACGACUCUACCAGGAGCUGAUAGCCCGCACACCACGCGAGGCAGCCUUCCCCAGCUUUCUGCUGUCGCCAUUCUUUGGUGGUGCCGCCGGCAUGCCCGGCGCGGCCAAUGCAUUCCCAGUUCCCGACGAGAACAUGCGCCACGCCUUCGAGCGGGAGAUCGCCAAGCUGCAGCAGCAGCACCAGCAGCAGCAGCAGCAGCAGGCGGCCCAGGCGCAGGCCCAGGCCCAGGUCCAGGCCGUGUCCGGCUUCCCCAACUUCUCCAGCCUGAUGGCGCUGCAGCAGCAGGUGCUCAAUGGCGCCCAGGAUCUCUCGCUGGCCGCCGUCAAGGACAUCAAGCUGAACGGACAGCGCGGCUCGCUGGAGCACAGCAGCAGCAGCUCCAAGGACGGCGACCGCGACGAUCCGCGCGACUAUCCGCAGUCGCUGCAUGGCCGCAAGUCCGACACACCGGCCCCACCCGCGCCCCCAGCUCCGCCCGCGGGCAGUGCCGGCAGUGUGCCCGGCUCGGCCAACAGCCUCUCGAGCGUCCGCGAUGGCGGCGUGGGCGCCGGCGCCGGCGCCGGCUCCGUUGGGGCCGGCAGUCAUGCCAGCAACUCGGCCGCACCCAGUCCGCUGAGCAACUCCAUCCUGCCGCCGGCGCUGAGCAGCCAGGGCGAGGAGUUCGCGGCCACCGCCAGCCCACUGCAGCGCAUGGCAUCCAUCACGAACUCGCUGAUCACACAGCCGCCGGUGACGCCGCACCACAGCACACCGCAGCGGCCCACCAAGGCCGUCCUGCCGCCCAUCACGCAGCAGCAGUUCGACAUGUUCAACAACCUCAACACGGAGGACAUUGUGCGCCGCGUGAAGGAGGCUCUGUCCCAGUACAGCAUCUCGCAGCGGCUGUUCGGCGAGUCGGUGCUGGGCCUGUCGCAGGGCUCCGUGUCCGAUCUGCUGGCACGGCCCAAGCCCUGGCACAUGCUCACCCAAAAGGGGCGCGAGCCCUUCAUACGCAUGAAGAUGUUCCUCGAGGACGAGAACGCGGUGCACAAGCUGGUGGCCAGCCAGUACAAGAUUGCGCCCGAGAAGCUCAUGCGCACCGGCAGCUACUCCGGCAGCCCCCAGAUGCCGCAGGGCCUGGCCAGCAAGAUGCAGGCCGCCGCCCUGCCCAUGCAGAAGAUGAUGAACGAGCUGAAGCUGCAGGAGCCCGCACAGGCGCAGCACAUCAUGCAGCAGAUGCAGGCGGUGGCCAUGUCCGCGGCCAUGCAGCAGCAGCAGCAGCAGGCAGCCGCCGCCGCCGCCGCAGCCGUGGCCGCACAGCAGCAGCAGCAGCAGCAGCAGAGCCAGCACCAGCACCCCCAUCAGCAUCCACAUCCGCAUCCGCACACGCACCAGCAGCAUCAGCAGCACCAGCAGGCAGCCGCAGCCGCCCAGGCAGCCGCCGCGCUCCACCAUCAGAACAUGCUGCUCACAUCGCCGGGCCUGCCGCCGCAGCAUGCCAUCAGUCUGCCGGCCUCGGGCGGCGGCGCCGGCUCCUCUGUGGUCUCGCAGCCUGGCGGCCAGGGCAGCGCCGGCGGACCCUCGGGGCCACCGUCGGGUGGCGAGAAGAAGCCCAUGCUGAUGCCGGUGCACGGCGGGGCACAUGCGCCCAAUGCGAUGCGCAGCCUGCACCAGCACAUGUCGCCCACCGUGUACGAGAUGGCGGCACUCACGCAGGACCUGGACACGCACGACAUCACCACGAAGAUCAAGGAGGCGCUGCUGGCGAACAACAUUGGCCAGAAGAUCUUUGGGGAGGCGGUGCUGGGCCUGUCGCAGGGCUCCGUGUCGGAGCUGCUGAGCAAACCGAAGCCCUGGCACAUGCUCUCGAUCAAGGGCCGGGAGCCGUUCAUCCGCAUGCAGCUGUGGCUGAGCGACGCCAACAAUGUGGAGCGGCUGCAGCUGCUCAAGAACGAGCGGCGGGAGGCGAGCAAGCGGCGCCGCAGCACCGGACCCAACCAGCAGGACAACAGCAGCGACACCUCCAGCAACGACACCAACGACUUCUACACCAGCAGCCCCGGACCCGGCUCCGUGGGCUCCGUGGGCGGUGCGCCGCCCAGCAAGAAGCAGCGCGUCCUCUUCUCCGAGGAGCAGAAGGAGGCCCUGCGGCUGGCAUUCGCCCUCGAUCCGUAUCCCAAUGUGGGCACCAUCGAGUUCCUGGCCAACGAGCUCAGCCUGGCCACGCGCACCAUCACCAACUGGUUCCACAACCAUCGCAUGCGGCUCAAGCAGCAGGUGCCGCACGGCCAGCCCGGCCAGGACAAUCCCAUACCGAGUCGCGAGAACACCAAUGCGACGCCCUUCGACCCCGUCCAGUUCCGCAUCCUGCUGCAGCAGCGACUCGUCGAGCUGCACAAGGAGCGCAUGGGCUUGGGCGGUGCGCCCAUACCCUACCCACCGUACUUCGCGGCGGCCGCCCUGCUCGGCCGCAGCCUGGCGGGCAUACCGGGCGCGGCGGCCGCUGCUGGCGCUGCUGCUGCUGCGGCGGCUGUGGGUGCGGCCGGCGUCGGUGUGGGGGACGAGCUGCAGCUGCAGGCCCUCAAUCAGGCGUUCAAGGAGCAGAUGAGCGGCCUGGAUCUGUCCAUGCCGACGCUGAAGCGCGAGCGCAGCGAUGACUAUCAGGACGACCUCGAGAUGGACGCCAGUGGCCACAACAUGAGCGACAACGAGUCGCUCGAGGGCCAGGAGGCGGAGGACAAGGCCGUCUCCGAGUACGAGAAGGUCCUGCAAAAGUCCGCCCUCGCCUCGGCGGCUGCCGCCUACAUGAGCAACGCCGUGCGCAGCUCCCGCCGCAAGCCGGCGGCGCCCCAGUGGGUGAAUCCCGCUGGCACCACCACACCCAAUGCGGGCCUGGCAGCCGCAGCCGUGGCAGCGGCCGCAGCGGCCGCCGCUGUGGCGGCCCAGGCCGGCGCGGGCAGCGACAGUGAGCGCAUCAUCAACGGUGUCUGCGUGAUGCAGCAGGGCUCCUCCGACUAUGGCCGGGACGAUGCUGACGGCAAGUCCGUGGAGGCUGGCGGCAAUGACUCGGAGCAUGAGCACGCCCAGCUGGAGAUUGACCAGCGGUUCAUGGAGCCCGAGGUGCGCAUCAAGCAGGAGGAGGACGACGACGAGGAGGAGGACCAGCAGCAGCAGCAGCUGGAUGGCGGCCUCGAUUGCGAGGCGAGCGAGGCGGAGAAGAAGCUGAAGGUGAUCAACGAGGAGAAGCUGCGUCUGGUGCGCGUCAGUCGCCUGAGCACCGGCCAGGGUGUCGUCGACUCUGAGGAGUCAGCAGCGAGCUGUGUCGCCGCCGCAGUGGCCGGUGGCAGCGGGACAGUGGCAGCCGCCGCCCAGGCGGUAACCAGUGCCGCGCCAGCCGCUGCGUGGAACUACUAGGACAGUGCAAUGAUCAACGAUGGAGCAGAUGGAGUUCGAGAUGGAGUUCGAGAUGGAGACGACCGUUUACUUGUGAUUAAGUUUGGAUGUUUAGACCUAGACGUAGACCUAGACCCAGGACUCGCCUCGAGCGGGCUAGAUAUACAUAAAUAUCGGAUACAUAAAUAGCACCUAGAACGUAGAGAACUCUAUAAACAUAAACAUAUAUUUUUUUUUGUUUUUUUUAAUCAUAUUUACGUACAAUAUAAAAUACGAUACGGAUACAAUACCCAUGGGAGUUAGGAUAGCAGCGUAGCCUUAGGUGUCUGGCUUUUGCCCGGAGUUGUAAUAAUUGUAGCUAAAAGUUUAGAGACGCUAUGCGAGGAGCGCAAAAGUAUUAAAAUCACCCAUGAAGUCCCAUAAGGCCCCUCCCCCCAACUACCCCAAAACAAAGCAAAGCAAAACAAACGAAUAAGAUAACAGGAGAGGAAGAAGGCCCCCACUGACUUGCCCAAGAACUUUAACCAAAAGCCAAGAUCCAAUGAUAGCGAAAGAGAUCUUGCAAAGAUUUUUUUUGAUUUGUUUCUACUUGAAGACUGUAAGCGAAGGCGGUAGGACGGAUGGAUGGAUAACUGCGUACAUAAGUAUAUGCAGAUAUGUCCAUGCAUCACUUUGUGUUUGUCGAUCUAUUAUUACCACAAUUACGAUUAUGAUUACACGAUUAUGAUAAUGAUAAUGAUAAUGAAUAUGAAUAAUGAUAGGGCACUAGGGCUCUAUGCACCUUGUUCAAUGGUUGGAGUGUAAAUACGGACUAAGACGAACCCUGGAGAUGCCGCUCUGUACAUAGGACUCCUCGCGAGGCAUGAUCUUUCCUUCGUUACUUCGUUCUUCCUUCGUACUCCAGCAGAUCUUCCCCUCAGUCCCCCGACUUGUUAAACUAUCUUUUGAUCUCAAGCAAAACACACACACAAAACGAACGGAGAAACGACAAACGAGAAACGAGAAACGAGAAGCAAUUAAGAAACGAAAACCCAAAGUAAAAGAUAGUUGAAGGCAAGCAACAUUGCAGCGAGGAAAAUGUUUUCGCCCUUUACCCUUUACCCUUUUUUUUUAACAUAUUUUUUUCUCUUUUAUAUAUAAAUAAAUAUUUGUUGAAUAAAAGUUCAGUGAGCGGAAGGGAAGCGAAAUGUGAGGAAGGGUUUAAAAGUUGAGAGGAGAAAAGUGAAAAACGUAAAAUAUAUAACAAUAAAUUUUGUAAAUUUUGAAUUUACAUAAAAAAUCAAACACACACAUACACACAUACACACACACACCCCCACACCAACACACACAAUGAUAAAAAAUUGAAUAAUUCAUAAUUAUAGCAAAAGUAAAACCGCAAAAUGCACUAAAUUAUUAUUUAUAAUCUACUUACUCUAUAAAUAAUUAUGCAUAAAUACAUACAUACGCAUAUACACACACACACAUACAUAUAUGAGUAUAUGCAACAACAAAAAGCGUAUGCGUAGAGGGAGAGGGAGAGUCGAGGAGGAGUUUAUCAACGUGUAGCCUAACGGUAAUUUAAAUUCGCAUUAAACCCUAGCAUAAAUACCAACAAUUUCUUCUGUGACACUCAACUAUUUCGAGAUGGAAGCGUAAGCAAACACAAACACAAACACACUUUAAAACACAAACCGCAUAUCGUACUAAAGAAAUUAUAUA
Molecule: messenger RNA, 9917 nt
Organism: Drosophila subobscura
Lineage: Eukaryota; Metazoa; Arthropoda; Insecta; Diptera; Drosophilidae
Gene: cut
Product: homeobox protein cut
Exons: 7
Coding region: 594-8237 (2547 amino acids)
Biological process (GO): regulation of DNA-templated transcription
Molecular function (GO): DNA binding; DNA-binding transcription factor activity, RNA polymerase II-specific
Source: RefSeq, a predicted model, not a curated record